This is a messenger RNA of Juglans regia (Persian walnut), 1261 nucleotides long. RefSeq lists its product as uncharacterized. NCBI's taxonomy places the organism in Eukaryota, Viridiplantae, Streptophyta, Magnoliopsida, Fagales, Juglandaceae. The transcript is spliced from 3 exons. The record is from RefSeq and is a predicted model, not a curated record. The coding region runs from base 213 to 938 and encodes 241 amino acids.
UCACUAUCCAAACCUACCUAUUCUUGGAUAUUUGUUGAAGAUUUUCUUUUGUAAAAUUCAAGUUCAGUAAUUCAUUUAGUUUUGCUUUGCCAAAAUCUUCUUCAGGCAAUUUGAAAAUUUUUCCUAUUAUGACAAUAGCGACAUUGCUCUUAGCGCCAAAUAUCUAAGACUCACAUUGCUUAUACUUGGUGACAUCAUUUUAAAAAGAAGUCAUGAUGGUUGAUUCAGCGAAUAGUGCAAGGUUGAGGCUUCUGCGAUUAUCAGAGGCAGCUGAGAAGCUUCGACGACAGGCAGCUAUUAGUUUGCAAACUGGGAAGGAAAAUGAUGCAAGGGAAGCACUCUUUCAGAAAAAGAAGGUCAUGCUAGCCUUGGAGAAGUCAAAGAGCCGCAUUGAAUUGCUUGAUGAGCUUUCCACAAAGCUUAAUGAGGCAAUAUCUCUGAAAGAAAAUAAUCUGGUUAGAAGUGUUGCUGUGGAUCUUGACAAUGUUGAAGAAACUUCAUCCAAUCUUGUUCGGAUUAUAUCACUAAAGCAGGAAAAUACAGAUCUAAAUGAGAUCAAAGAAUUUGAACAUAGUGCUCUGGAGUUUGGUGGUAGAAAAGAUUUGCAGCUCUCCUCACAGAGUCAAGAAAUCCUACCAGUCGAUAACGAUCCAGAGGAUCUUCAAGCUUCUUCGAGUGUGGGCAUUUGGAAAGAUGACAUCAUGGCUGGAUUGAGUGGAGUAUCCUCUUAUAAGGAUUUCUUGGAACAUCUGGAUCAAGAGCUUGGCAGUAUUGAAGCAGAACUUCUGACCAUUUUGAGGGUCUCAACAUUGGUGCUAGAUGACAACGAUACAACAAAAAACUUCAAGGUGCAGCAAACACGGGAACUUCUUCAGGACAUCCGUGGCAUCAGAAAGAGAAUUGGAUGUAUCAAAUUGACAAAGGUCGAAACCGCAUGAUAUUUUCAUUUCGCUGUACUCAGUUUUCUGCAAGCAGUUGAGUAUCAACUUAAUGUACGAGAAAGUAGCAUUUCCAGAUAGAAGUAUGGCGUGGAAGAUGGUGUCAUUAUUUAUUUAUUUAUUUAUUUAUUUUAUGUGGGUGAAGUGUGAAAGAAACGGAUGGACACUUGAGGAUGUUGACUCUCAAAAUUUCCUGAAGCUUCUGUUCGUUAGACCUCUUUCCCACUGGAUGUAACGGAUAAUACCUCCAUCUUGUAUCUUGGUAUGCUUUGGAUUCGUUAUCAUUCAAUUUUGUAGAAGGGUGUGCUUCUGGCUUUUGACUA